AUGAAGUCCGUGGUGUUCAAGGGAGUCAAACAAGUGGCUCUCGAAGAUCGGCCGAAACCCACCAUUCAAGACCCAAAAGACAUUAUUGUCAAGGUCAAAUACACAGCUUUGUGUGGAAGCGAGCUUCAUGUCUUUCGCGGUCAUCAACCUUCCGGAACCGGCUUCAUCAUGGGCCACGAAUUCACUGGCGUCGUUGAUGAAGUCGGCUCCGCUGUCACCAAGCUUCAACCCGGUGAUGCGAUCGUCAGCCCUUUCACCGUGAGCUGCGGAGAGUGUUUCUUUUGCAAACACGGAUUCUCAUCACGAUGCGACAAGAGUCUUCUCUUUGGUACUGUUCCUCUGGAUGGAGCACAGGCUGAAUACGUGAGAAUCCCAUAUGCCGAAAGCACGGUCGUAAAGGCUCCCGAGGAGAUUGACGACCUGAAACUAUGCCUGAUGGCGGACAUCUUUCCGACCGGCUGCUACGCUGCAUCUAAUGGUCUGAAGGACCUAAGUAAAGAGCAGGUCGAGGACAGUGUCGUCGUCCUAAUCGGUUGCGGACCAGUGGGUAUUUGUGCGCUCAUCGCCGCGCUGGAGUACAAGCCCAAGGUCAUUCUCGCAGUUGACGGUAUCGAGUCCAGACUAUCGCUCGCCAAGAGUCUUGGAGCCGAGCCUUGGAAUUAUCUCACACAGAAGGAUGAGCUGGAAAAGCGAGUCAAAGAACUGAGUGACGGUCGUGGCGCUGAUGUGAUCAUCGAGGUUGUCGGACAUAGCUCGGCUCUAGAUAUGGGCUUCAAGCUUCUUCGACCAUGGGGCAUCAUCUCCAGCGUCGGUGUACACAAUGGAGAGAUUCCGUGGACCGGAAAUCAGGCUUACGGGAAGAACCUCACCAUCAAGAUGGGCAGAUGCCCUGUUAGGAGUAUCUUUGAGGAUUCUUUGAAGCUGCUAGCAAAGAAGCAACAUCUUCUAGAUUUCAUGACCGCAACGGUGAUGCCGCUAAGUGAUGCUCUUGAAGGGUACGAGCUUUUUGACUCGAUGAAAGUUCAAAAGGUCAUAUUCGACGCGCAAAGAUAA
Molecule: messenger RNA, 1053 nt
Organism: Fusarium subglutinans
Lineage: Eukaryota; Fungi; Ascomycota; Sordariomycetes; Hypocreales; Nectriaceae
Product: zinc-type alcohol dehydrogenase
Exons: 4
Coding region: 1-1053 (350 amino acids)
Molecular function (GO): zinc ion binding; oxidoreductase activity
Source: RefSeq, a predicted model, not a curated record